AGCCCAGAUGAUCAGAACCCUGUGCCCUCUAUACUCUUUCUCUGCCCUGCUUGUCUUUCUGUAAACAACUCUGUGUAAGCAAGUUUCUGCUCAUCUGCAUCGCUGCCCCCCUCCCCACCAGUUAAACUGUUGCUUUUGUUGUCCCUGUGUUGUCCCUGGGUAGAAGGGUACAGAGGGAUCAUGUGGCUCCAGGCCCCCUGUUAACCCCACAGCACCAUUUGGGCUAUUAUCGGUGGAGUUUGUGUCCAGCAUCAACAAGAGGUCUUCUGCUGGCCUGGGUGACAUCCUAGGAAAACAUGGACGCUGGCAAAAUGACUGUGAGUAUAAACAAAGCUAUCAACACUCAAGAAGCUGCUGUGAAAGAAAAACAUGCAAGAACUUGUAUUUUGGGAACACACCAUGAGAAGGGGGCUCAGACCUUUUGGGUAGCUGUGAACCGCCUGCCUCUGUCCAGCAAUGCAGUACUCUGCUGGAAAUUCUGCCAUGUCUUUCACAAGCUGCUCCGAGAUGGUCACCCCAAUGUUUUGAAAGACUCUCUGCGUUACAAAAAUGAGCUGAUUGACAUGAGCCGGAUGUGGGGGCAUCUUAGUGACGGGUAUGGACAGCUAUGUAGCAUUUAUUUGAAGCUUCUGAACACCAAGAUGGAUUUCCACACAAAGAACCCUCGUUUCCCGGGCAACCUCCAGAUGACUGACAGACAGCUGGAUGAGGCGGGAGAAAAUGAUGUCAAUAAUUUUUUUCAACUCACUGUGGAGAUAUUUGAUUACAUGGAAUGGGAGCUUAAUCUGUUUAAUGCAGUUUUUAAAUCUUUGGACAUGUCGCGUUCAGUGUCUGUCACUGCAGCUGGCCAGUGCCGCCUCUCUCCGCUCAUACAGGUCAUCUUAGACUGCAGUCAUCUGUAUGACUACACUGUGAAAUUACUUUUCAAACUGCACUCAUGCCUCCCCACAGACACAUUACAGGGACAUCGAGAUCGCUUUAUGGAACAAUUUCAGAAGCUGAAAGAUUUGUUCUACCGUUCAAGUAACCUACAGUAUUUCAAACGUCUGUUACAGAUUCCUCAGCUUCCAGAGAAUCCACCUAAUUUCUUGAGGGCCUCAGCCUUGUCUGAACACAUCAGCCCGGUGGUUCUUAUACCUACAGGAAAUUCCCCUCCUGACAGUGAGACGUUAGUGGAGACAGAUGAUCUUGUUGGAAUGGAUUCUUCUUCUCAGGGUAUGCCUGAGAAUAAGUUCGAUGACAUCUUUGGGAGCUCCUUCAGCAAUGACCCUUUCAAUUUCAGCAGCCAAAAUGGCAUGAGCAGGGAUGAUAAAGAUCGCCUGAUAGAGCAACUAUAUAAAGAAAUUGCCAUUUUAAGAGAUGAACUGGGAAACUUCAAAGGAGAGAGUAAUCGGUUGGUUGUUCAUCUAAAGGGGCGCAUCCAAGAGCUAGAGGCGGAGCUAGCGGAGCAGAAGCACCUGAAGGAACAGGCAGUGGAUGAGAAUGAGUUUCUGCGAACAGAGCUGGAGGAUUUGAAGAGGAUAAAACAAGAUACUGAGAAAGCCCAGAAGAAUCUAACAGAGAUAGAGAGAAAAUCUAUAGCUAAUGAGCAACGAUACACCAAGCUAAAGGAGAAGUAUGCAGAACUGGUGCAGAGCCAUGCAGAGCUUCUCAGAAAGAAUGCUGAAGUCACCAAACAGAUGACGGUUGCUCGAGAAGCUCUGGGAGAUGUGGAAUGUUCCAAGAAAGAGCUGGAGGAUUCAUAUCAGCGUGUAAAUGAGCACACGCAGAGGAAGGCACAGGAGCAGAUACAACAAAUGGAUAACUUACAGGGGGCACUAGAGAGCAGUAAACAGGAGAUUCAGCUUCUGAAGAGCAGCAUGAAAACCUCCAAACAGGAGAGCCAAGCACAAGUGAAGGAGAUUGAAGACAGUGUUAUACAUCGCAUUCUUCAAGAGGCAGAGACGAUCAUACAGGAAUCCCUCCAACAAUUGGAUGAGCCUCUCUAUAACAGUGGCAGCGUGUCUACAGAUUUUUUAAUCUCCAGAACAGUGGCAGCUGUAGAGAGCACAGAGAAACUAGCGGAAGCAUGGAAAAAAACUUCAGAUGUGAACUGCUUGUUGCCAUGUCUGGUUCAGUUUGCACGUAGAAUCAGCGACGUGAUCCUGCAAGGUGCUCAGACCAGAACCUCUGACAAGUUAAGUGACAGCUGUCGGACAUGCGGCACAGAAGCUCUUAACUAUCUCUCCAGUCUACGGAAUAAAGCAGAGAAUGAAGUGGACUGCAGCCAAAUUACUGCCACACUCAAGCUAAUAGCUGAUAUUGCUCAGGAGCUGCGUCCUCCGUCUCUUGAUAUAAAAGAGGAGGAGUUGGGUGACCUGGUGGAGAAAGAAAUGACAGCCACUGCAGCAGCUGUAGAAACGGCUGCUACCAGGAUUGAGGAAAUGCUGAAGAAGUCUCGGACGGAUGAUACUGGACUAAAAUUACAAGUCAAUGAACAGAUUCUGGGGUCAUGUACAGAUCUCAUGCAGGGAAUCUAUGCUUUGAUUCUGGCCUCAAAGGACCUUCAGAAAGAGAUUGUGGAGAGUGGAAGGGAAGCAGCAUCUCCAAAAGAGUUCUAUGCCAGAAACUCACGGUGGACUGAGGGGCUGAUUUCUGCUUCCAAGGCCGUGGGGUGGGGAGCCACUGUUAUGGUAGAUGCUGCAGACCUUGUUGUUCAAGGACAAGGGAAAUUUGAAGACCUCAUUGUGUGUUCCCAUGAAAUUGCAGCCAGCACAGCCCAGCUUGUAGCAGCUUCCAAGGUAAAGGCGGAGAAGGACAGUGCUAACCUGACCAGAUUACAGCAAGCUUCAAAAGUAGUAAAUCACAACGCUGCUGGUGUGGUGGCUUCCACAAAAUCAGUCAAGUCCCAGAUUGAUGAAGUAGACACAAUGGACUUCUCUACCUUGACGCUAACUCAAAUUAAACGGCAAGAGAUGGAUUCACAGGUGCGAGUUCUAGAGCUAGAGAGCCAGUUGCAGAAGGAGAGAGAAAAGCUGGGAGAAUUACGUAAAAAGCAUUAUGAAAUUGCUGGUGUCUCUGAGGGCUGGGGAGAUGAUGAUGAAUAAAGUGCGAUGAUACUUCCUCUCACAACAGAGAAAGCACACACAACGGAUAACUCAGAAAGCACACGUCUAUGGCAUUCAAUUCAACUCUCCUCAACACAGCCAGGACUGGCCAGGUCUAGCUGGCACUGAGUAUUCAAAUGGGCUUCAGAAAAGCGGAAGGACAGCACAAAAGAAGCACCAGUGGUCACAGAAGGAAGCUGGGAUCUGGCUAAACUUUACACUGCCUCUCAUGGUCAACCACCACUCACCUUCAGUACUCGGAGGACUAAAACCCAAUUAAGUCUCUUGUGCUUAUAGUUUAGGAUCACACAAGGGGGGCAGUGCAAAUCUAAACAAGUGUGGAAUGGUGGCCAUAGGCUUUCGGCCUGAUAGAUUUUCAGACUGGCUGUUUUACAGGAUCACAAAGGUGCUUCAUAGCAGCAUUCAAAGAAACUCCAUGUUGAAUGACUAGGAGCAUCAAUAAGCUUCUAUGAUAUAUAAAGGAAAUUGUUGCAGCUCCUAUAUUCCAGUAAUAUUUAAAUUAGCUUAUGAUGAAAAUGGACUUGCCUUAUAGGAAGGUGGCCAAGAGUACAGUCGUUGGAGGAUGAAGUUUCCAUGGGAACCAUUAUAGUUCUGAUGCUCUGAGCAUUAACACAAAGCUGAACCAUCUAUUUGGAAGCAUAGUAAUUAAAUCCGUGAUGAAAGUAAACAUUUAGAAAUGUUUGGAAGAUAAGAAUAUGACACUGCAUUUAUGUGCAGUCUGGGUUGAAGUGAUAAUAGAAGGGAUGAAACGCUCUUAUGACCUGUGUUCAUGCAAUAGAUGUACGGCAAUGUUGGAAUUACACAUAUUUAAAUCCCAGACAUAGAUCUCUGCCUAGAGUUCUAUUUCACAACAAAGCCCAUGUGGAGUUUCUCCAGUGGCUGGUGCUGCCUGGGCUUUCCUCCCGGGGUCCUGUAAUUUCCUGCUCUGCCAUCCAUAAAUGCAGAAGAAUUAGAUACUUGGAAUUACUCACGCCUCCACUAUGUCCGAACACACUGUGAGACAGAAGGCACAUUACAUAGGCCCUGGUGUUAUAAUGACUUCACACACGUGACAUUAUAUGUGGCACUUCUAAAUGUCACUAUUGCAUUUACACAAAUAAACCCAUGUUCAUUUU
Molecule: messenger RNA, 4222 nt
Organism: Nanorana parkeri
Lineage: Eukaryota; Metazoa; Chordata; Amphibia; Anura; Dicroglossidae
Gene: HIP1
Product: huntingtin interacting protein 1
Exons: 30
Coding region: 297-3086 (929 amino acids)
Biological process (GO): actin filament organization; clathrin coat assembly; endocytosis
Cellular component (GO): presynapse; actin cortical patch; clathrin-coated vesicle
Molecular function (GO): phosphatidylinositol-3,5-bisphosphate binding; clathrin-cargo adaptor activity; actin filament binding
Source: RefSeq, a predicted model, not a curated record